UUCGGUAUAUAUGUAUAUUUUUCAUGAAGUUAACAUGAUAACCUUGUUAUUAGCAGUACUGUGCUAACACCACAGCAGUCUGUCCGGCAUUUCACUCGUGAGAACGGUGUGCGUGGAGUUUCACUGCGCUUCAGUCUAAAACUAUCAGUAUUUUACUCUCUGCUGAUCUCUAAGCUGUUCAAUAACGGUUUAUUUACACGCUAACCAGUGCAAUGCAGAACCUCAGACACUGCAAAGGUUUUGCCCAUGUUUUAUUUCACAUUUCUCCAAGGCAGCUAAAGAGCCCCAUCCCUGCAGUAUCUGCGUGGUCAAGAUUUCUCUCUCUGCAUUCGAGGAGCAGUAACCAAGAUCAGCACUACUCCAGAUUUAGAGGAUCGAGGUCCAGAUAUGCAUUAACUGGCCUGUUAGCUGGAACUGGAGCUGCACUUGCUUAUGGACUCCAUCACAAUAAGGCUGAGCAACCAGUGGUUCCAGUGACUCAGACAAAUUCUCUACCAGUUUAUAGCCAGGAAGAAGUUAGAAAACACUGCUCCAUUGAAAAGGGUGUAUGGGUUACGUACAAAGGAGACAUAUAUGAUAUCACUGACUUCGUGGCCAUCCAUCCUGGCGGUGACAAAAUCCUUCUAGCUGCGGGUAAGGCUUUAGAACCCUUUUGGGAACUUUAUGCCGUUCAUGGGCAAGAGCAUGUUCUGGAAAUUCUGUCCGAGUAUAAAGUUGGCAUUCUUCAAGCAGAGGACCACAUGAAGGAGGAUGUUAAAUCUGUAGAUCCUUAUUCUACUGACCCUGAUCGUCAUCCUGCUCUCAUUGUGAACAGUUUAAAACCCUUUAAUGCUGAACCACCACCUGCCCUUCUUACAGAUAGUUACGUCACCCCUUCUGCCCUCUUUUUCAAGCGAAACCACCUUCCUGUUCCCCGUGUGGAUCCUGAAACAUACAGGCUGAAAAUUGAGGGCCUCCCUGGAGGUACUGUGUCUCUAACUUUGGAUGAUCUUAAGUUGCGUUUUCCUAAACAUACAGUAAUGGCAACGAUCCAGUGUGCUGGGAACCGUCGUUCUGAGAUGAACAAAGUAAAGCAGGUUAAAGGUCUAAACUGGGGAAUUGCAACAAUUGGUAAUGCUACAUGGUCAGGUGUUUAUCUAAGAGAUGUCCUGUACCAUUACGGCUUUAGCCCAGAAGUGGCAGCUAAAGCGCAACACAUGCAGUUUGAAGGUUUAGACACUGAUAUAACAGGUACAGCAUAUGGAGCAUCAAUUCCAUUAAACAAGGCCAUGAGUGAAGAGGGAGAUGUCCUGUUAGCAUAUGAAAUGAACGGCGAGGAUCUCCCAGCGGAUCAUGGCUUCCCAGUCCGUGUCAUUGUUCCUGGAAUUGUUGGAGCCCGAAACAUCAAGUGGCUCAGCAAGAUAAUCAUUAGCGACAAGGAAAGCCAGAGUCACUGGCAGCAGAAUGACUACAAAGGCUUUUCACCAAACACUGAUUGGGACACAGUGGACUUUAAAUCAGCUCCCGCUAUCCAGGAGCUUCCUGUUCAGUCAGCCAUCACAAAUCUGGCCGAUGGCUCCUCAGUAGACCGAGAUAUGGAGGACGUGACCGUUAAAGGUUAUGCCUGGAGCGGUGGAGGGAGGGAGGUGGUGAGGGUUGACGUCUCAUUGGAUGGAGGGAAGACAUGGCAUGUAGCCAAACUUCAAGGCGGUGAGGAAGGAGAAACUUCUGCACCUUCUCCUCCACCUGGUCGAGCUUGGGCCUGGAAACUUUGGGAAAUAACAAUUCCGUUACCAGACGGCGCUCAGGAGCUGGAGGUUGUUUGCAAAGCAGUUGACAGUAGUUACAAUACCCAACCAGACACUGUGCAACCUAUUUGGAACUUGAGAGGGGUUCUUAGCAACGCUUGGCAUCGAGUCAGGGUGAAAGUAAAAUGAGGAUGAAUUUGGAUGAAAACCUAAAGUGAACCUUUUAUUCAGGAAAACAAACGCCCCAUGUUACUUGACUCUAAAUGUUGGUGGUCCACUAUGGCAGCUUGAAGUGCUGAUUUUAGCUUAGUAAUAACAUCAUACAAUGAAUAGGCCACAAAGCUGGAGGUUUUGAGUUUACAACUAACAUUACAGUCACAACUUUAUAUAUUUUGUGUUGACUGUUUUAGAGUAGGAUAUCUUAUUUCCUUUGCUUCUUGCCUCAUUUUUCAGCUUAUCUUUGCCAGUUUUCUUCAUAUGCAUCUGUACGGUACAUUUAAGGCUUUUGUACGUAACUGUCAGCUCUUUGCUAGUGACAGGAAGGCUAUCUAAAUAGCUACUGCAUAAAACUCGACGAAAUCCUUCUCACUUGUGUUUAAAUGGCAUUCAACCUCCCUUCUAAAUCACCUAAUGUGUUUCCCAAAUAUAAAUGUCAAGUGAAAUUGGCCAUCUCUGCAGAAUACGGAAAUAAAUGUUUAUAGCAUA
Molecule: messenger RNA, 2432 nt
Organism: Neoarius graeffei (lesser salmon catfish)
Lineage: Eukaryota; Metazoa; Chordata; Actinopteri; Siluriformes; Ariidae
Gene: suox
Product: sulfite oxidase
Exons: 4
Coding region: 213-1916 (567 amino acids)
Cellular component (GO): mitochondrion
Molecular function (GO): molybdenum ion binding; oxidoreductase activity; heme binding
Source: RefSeq, a predicted model, not a curated record